UACAAUUUUUAUGAAUAUUAUAUACUUGCAAAUUUUAUUUUUAUAUUCUUAAUAACUGAAGUUUAAUAUGUAUUUAUUCAUUGUUUUAUGAAUAGGCAUUUUCACCUAAUUUGAAAUACGUAGUGUCUGUAGGAACCCAACAUGACAUGAUUGUUAAUGUAUGGGAAUGGAAAUCAAAUGUCAAGAUAGCUUCAAAUAAAGUUUCUUGUAAAGUUAAAGCCAUAUCAUUUGCAUCAAGUGGAAAUUACUUUGUUACAGUAGGAAACAGACAUGUCAAAUUUUGGUAUUUAGAAUAUUCACGCUCAACAAAGUAUAAACUUGAACCAGUUCCACUAAUGGGAAGAUCAGCAAUAUUAGGAGAUCAGAGAAAUAAUUAUUUCUGUGAUGUCUCAUGUGGACGAGGCGACAUGGCAGAUAGCACCUAUGCAAUUACUAAAUCUGGAUUGUUAUGUGAAUUUAAUAGUAGACGGUUACUUGACAAAUGGGUUGAACUUAGGACUUCUAGUGCCAACUGUAUAUCUGUAGGAAAAGACUAUAUUUUUAUAGGAUGUGCCGAAGGAGUUGUGAGGUGCUUUAAUCCUUUUAAUCUUCAAUUUUUAUGUACUCUUCCUCGUCCUCAUUAUUUAGGAAUAGAUAUUGAUAAAGGAUUGCAUGGAAGACAAUUAAAUCCACCCACAUCUGGUGCAAGAUUUCCCAAUGCUAUAGCAAUUUCUUUGGAUGAAAAAAAUAAAAAGGUUACUUGUAUAUAUAAUGAUCACAGCAUGUAUAUUUGGGAUAUAAAGGAUAUGAAAAAAAUUGGGAAAAUUCAAUCAUUCCUUUAUCACAGUGCAUGUAUUUGGGGAGUAGAAACUUAUCCAGAUGUUUCCUCAACUUCCAAAAACGUUCUUCCCAAAGGAACAUUUCUUACAUGCUCUAGUGAUGAUACAAUAAGAAUAUGGAAUUUUGAAAAUAAUUUAAGUCCCGAAACAUUUUAUCAACGUAAUAUUUAUAGUUUUGAGGAUAUCAAUUCUCUUAUGACAUUUCCUUUUGUAUAUGCAAUAAACAAUAAACAAUAUUCAAAUUUGGCAGCCUUAAAAUGCUAUCAGACUCCAUGUGAGAAGCAUCACAUAUCUCCUGCAUCACUAAGUCCUGUACAAAUAAAAUGCCUGUUGCUUGCAGAGCCAAAAGGCCAUAACGAUAAGUUUCAAAUAUAUGAUUUGCAACAAAUGGAAGAAUUAUGUAAAAUUGAAGCUCAUGAUGCAGAAGUCUUGUGUUUGGAAUAUUCAAAGCCAUUUGGAAUAGAUUGCAGAUAUCUUGCUUCGGCAAGUAGGGAUCGUUUGAUUCACGUAUUCGACGUCAAUCAAGAUUAUGGCUUUCAGCAGACAUUAGACGACCAUUCGUCUUCCAUUACUGCAGUACGUUUCGUUCAGAAUCACAGCCAGUUACAAAUGAUAUCGUGUGCUGCAGACAAGUCAAUUAUAUUCAGACGAGCUCAGUUUACACCUCAGUUAAAUUUUGUGAGAGAACAUCAUGUUGUUGGAAAAACUACUCUCUACGACAUGGAAGUUGACUCGCAACAACGUCAUGUUCUAACCGCAUGCCAAGAUCGAAAUAUCCGCGUUUAUAAUGUCAACGGCGGAAAACACAGUCGGUGCUUUCGUGGUUCUCAGGGAGAAGAUGGUACUUUAAUUAAGGUAGUUUUAGAUCCAUCUGGAAUGUAUCUUGCUACCAGUUGUACAGAUAAAUGUCUAUAUAUUUAUGACUUUUUUAGUGGAGAAUGUUUAGCAUCUAUGUUUGGUCAUUCUGAACUAGUCACAGGAUUGAAAUUCACAAAUUGCGGAAGAUAUCUUAUUUCGGUUUCUGGAGACGGGUGCAUUUUUUUAUGGAAACUACCAAUAGAAUUAACUCAAGCAAUGCAGAAUAGGCAGAUGUGUAUCGAUUCUUUACCUAAUUUAUCGCAAGAUAACAAUCGAAAAACUGCCGUUGCAAUAACAAAACCGGUGCAAGUGGUUGAGAAACUAGAUGAAAAAAGUGAAGUUCCUUUCUUACCUUCUCAAUUGAUUGAACCAAAUGAUGAAUUUUCUCCUAAGUACAGAUUUAGCAUGGGUCAGUUACCUUCAUGGGCAAAAAAACAGAUGUUGGAUGAAUCAAAAAAUGAUGUAUCAAAAUCAGAUCAGCAGUCUCAACAGAUACUACAGCCCAGAGGAAGAUGGGCACAGAGAUUAGAUGAAGGAGGUUUAGUUGUUAGAUCUUAUCUAAAUUCAGAUUCUGUUAUACCAUAUCCGAAUAUUCAAGAAAAUUCUCAAGUGGAAAAUAUGGAUUUUAACGAAGAUACAAAUCAGUAUUUAAAUGACGACGGUAGUUUCCGUGUUUGUCCCGAAAGUAUUGAAGAAAUACAAAUGGAAAAGUUUCCGCAGAUAUCCAAUGGACAUGUUAAUUUAUAUCACGAUCAAAAUAAACAUCAUUCUUCUAAUGAAAAACAAGAAUUGCACACUUCUCGUGUGCAAACUGAUUCAAGUAGUACUAGUAGUUUACAAUUAGAGGAUGUGGAAGCCGAAGAUGAACGGUCAGAUGCUGAAAUUCUGGACGGAGAUGAAAUUUUAUAUUAUCCUGAAUCAUAUAAUUCAGAAAUAAAUGAUAGCUCCUUUAGAAUAUGUGCAACAAACAGUGAACAAAUGCAUUUGAAAGAUCAAAAGAAGUUGGAGAAACUGACUGUUAUACCAAAUAUAAAUAUAAAUAUUCAAGAACCGGAAACACACAGCGAUGAAGAUGAACCAGGUACUCCAGUCGAUAACGAUAGAACAUUUGCUAUUUUAAAUAUGAGCACAGAAAAUUUAGAUAAACUUGGACAGAGAGAACAAUUCAUGAAAAGUAAUUAUGAAAGUUUAGAAAAGAAUUCAGAUUCAGAUACUGAAAGAGACUUUGAUGAGAAAAGUCACUCUCUUCUGCCAAGAUACAGUAUUUCUGCUAGAUUUUUAGCAAAAUCUCUACAAACUAUUCCUAGAAGAUCUAAUGAUAUGAAUUCCAGUCAAUCACACUUAGAACAUCAGAGUAAUUUAUUAUCGUCAAAGAAAAGAGAAGAAUUAAAUAAGGCACUUGGAGAAGCAAGAAAGAAAUUAGAAACGCUGGGAUGGAGAGGAGGAUUAAGUUCGAGCAAAAGUAUUAGCGAUCUUCAUAACAUUCCUAAUAAAGAAUUACAUUUUUCUGUUUUUUCUAAAGAGAGAAAAGAAGGGUUGAAAGGGGAUAUUAGAAGAGCUUCCUCUCUAAAUGAUCUUUCUAUUAUUUCUUCAUCAAGAAUUCUUCCCACAUCUCCGUUAAAAACUCCUAAAAUAUCUGCACCAUUAUGGGACCAAAUGGAUACUAAAACAACCAAAGAAAUCUCCAAACCUCAUAAUCAAAGAAAAAAAGUGAAAUCAAUGCAAACUGUCACCACUACUAUUUCGAACAGAAAAUUGUCAAGAAGCGCAAGUAUGAGUUCUCUCCAACCCAUUUCUCCAAAAUUACAACCUGUGGGAUCAAAAACAUAUAUGAGAGAGAAAGUCAUAUCAAGGACUAAUUAUAAUCCAUUAGUUAGAGCAUCAUCAUCAUCCAACAUAAUCACUUCAAUCAAAGUCAAUUCUUCCACCUUCCCAUCUAAUAAAUGUGUUAGUAAUUUAAAUAUUUCCAAAUCAUCAUCAGAUUCUUCCUCUUCGGAUAAUUCUCCGAUAGAGGUUAAAAGAAGUCUUCCUCCCACUCCUUCACCCCUACCUCGACAGAAAAGCCUUGUGAUCGGAGAAGUAACCAAAAAUAAGCUCCCUUCCAGUGAAACCAAAUAUGAAAAUAGUGGUAUAUUAUCCCAUUCGAAAAGUGAAUGGGAUAUAACCAAAGCUCAUCAAGAAAGAAGGCAUUCCUCGGGAAGACUGAUUCUCGACAAGUUAGAUGUUUCCAAUAGGAAAAAGCAGACAAUUAACAAUGCUAUGGAUAGCAAUUAUGUAAGGACUAAUUCGGCAACAGUGCGAUCAUUGGAUGUUUCAUCAGUACCACUGACACAAGAAUUGUGUGAGAAAAUAGCAGAGGAACUGAAAGAAGUAACAAUGUACUCCAUGCAAGUAUUCCAGAGGUUAUCUAUGGAUACUACUAUUUCUUCGAGUGAAAAGUCCGCCAUGACCACUAUUCUGGCACAGGGAGUGUGGCAAGCUCAGCAGAAUCUACGACCCGCCAUUCCUCCCUUUCCGAUGUGGUCGUCGUCCUCGAAAACGCUAGAAUUAAGCUAUCAGAAUUCCUUUAGAACUUCUAGUCAAAGUUCGGACGAAAGACUAAGUAGUCCGGCAAUCCAGCAGGAGCCGUUUAACGCUAUUCUCCUGUUACAAGAGUACUCCGAUAAACUCCUCAGUUUGGUUGAGCAACGAAUUGGCAACAGUGGCCAGAAAUCUAGUUAAUAGAAAUAUAUUACAUUAUUAUUAUUAUUAUUUUUUGUUUUGAUUUUUUUCACAAUAUGAUAUAUAAGGCCAUUUUGUUUCAAUUGUGAAAUUCAAUUGUGGGUAAGUUAUCCAUCUCCUAUUUCUCUCUGUGAUUUGAACAUUUGAGUAUGAUCAUGUUACCUACAAUUAGUGAUAUUUAAUUCAAACAUUCCUCCUUUUUCUUUGGGAAAAUUAUAUUCAACUUUCUCCAGAAUUGAAAAUCAGUAUUUGUUUGAGGUAAUUAUACAAAGUGCCAAUAUUACUUUUUGGACAGAAAGUAUGUACAUAGAUUUGUAAUGAAAAGUGUCUUCUUUUUUCAAUAUUGUAGAAAUUUCUGUAGUUGAUUGACAAUAAAAUAUUUUUGAAAUGUAUUUGUAUUCUCAAA
Messenger RNA from Centruroides sculpturatus (bark scorpion), 4803 nucleotides. Its product is annotated as mitogen-activated protein kinase-binding protein 1-like. Gene Ontology annotation, biological process: regulation of mitotic cell cycle; mitotic spindle organization. The transcript has 28 exons. Gene Ontology annotation, cellular component: mitotic spindle. Bases 147 to 4397 code for a protein of 1416 amino acids. The record is from RefSeq and is a predicted model, not a curated record. Gene Ontology annotation, molecular function: protein binding. NCBI's taxonomy places the organism in Eukaryota, Metazoa, Arthropoda, Arachnida, Scorpiones, Buthidae.